AUGAAAAUAUUCUGCGCAUUAUUUGUUUUACUUUACACUUCAACAAUAUCAUCACUUGAAUUGAAGAAACUAUCCAGUUGUCAAACAGCAUUGGGCAUGCAAUCAGGUUCGAUACCUGAUUCGGCAAUUUCCGCUUCGAGCAGUUACGAUUCUAAUAGUGUUGGACCAAAAGCUAGUCGAGCUCGUACUGAACAGUAUGGUGGAGCAUGGUGUCCAUUAAAUCAAAUAACGUCAAUACUAAAUGAAUGGUUGGAAAUUGAUUUCGGAAAUCUAACUUAUUUAACGCAAGUAGAAACUCAAGGUAGAUUUGAUAAUGGACGAGGCAAAGAAUACGCCGAUUACUACAUCUUGAUGUACACUCGAUCGAAUCAACCUACUAAUGAUAUUAAAUCAUGGAUUGAAUACAAACCUCAGAUCAUUAGUAAUGACGAGUUGAAUUCAUCAUGGAUACAUGCUAAUCAGAAUACAUACAUGGGAGAAAUACGGCCAUUAAAUCCACCCAUCGUUGCUAGACGACUUCGAUUCUAUCCUGUUAGUAAGCAAACUCGAACUGUUUGUAUGCGCGUUGAAGUUUAUGGUUGUUUAUUUUCCGAUGGUAUUGUUUCAUACACAAUGCCACAAGGCCGAACGGAUAUAAAUUCAUUAGGUGAUGACACGUACGAUGGAAAAUACAUUCCCGAAACGAAUAUGUUAGUCGAUGGUCUCGGACAAUUGUCUGAUGGCAUCACAGGUUCGGAAGAUAUGUCAUUAGUUGAUGGUCGACAACCAUGGGUAGGAUGGUCAAAUGAUUCGAAUACACAUGUAACAAUAAUAUUUCAAUUUGAUUAUAUACGUCAAAUGAAUCGUGUGACAAUCCAUACGAACAAUGUCUUUUCGAAGCAGAUUUCACUAUUUAAAACAGCAGUAGUCACAUUUUCUUUAACUGGUGAACGAACAAGUUAUUCAAAUGCAAUUAUAUCCGAACAAAAUCGUGACGAAUAUUAUGAAAUUGCUCGUCCUAUAUUGAUUCAAUUGAAUAAUCAUGUUGCCAAAUAUGUACGAUUAGAUUUAUAUUUUGAUUCCAAAUGGCUUCUAAUCAGCGAAAUAACAUUUGACUCGCAAAUUUAUAAUGAGAAAAUUGAAACUAAAAACGAAGAUUUAUUUAUGGGAGAUCUUGCCAAACAGCAGCAGCCUUUAUUUGAUCCGAUGAAAAUGAUGACAGAUCAACGCAAACGCAAUCGUAAUGUACUGCAAACGACACUAUCAACUGAAACUACAACGAAAUCAUUACCAUCAACACAUUUCUCCAAUCUAAUCACAACGGAACUAUCACUAGCGUUCUUUAUCGGAGCAUCGUUGGCUAUUGGACUUCUAUUACUUGUUUCACUAGUGUGGCUCAUACGACGAAAGAAAAAACUUCAAUUUCAAAAAUUAACAGAAAAACCAUGCAAUAAUUCAUCAUGUUAUACUUAUCCAACGUUACCAAUCCGCGAAUUUCAUGAUUUGAAUGCGCCGAUUACUAGUGCUGUUGAUGAUCGCGAAUAUGCUGUGCCUGAUAUUAACUUCUACUCUACAUUUGCUCAUAGUCCACAUUUAAAUCAUCACAAAAAAUAUAUUACACCUCUAUCGUCUGCCUCAUCCUACACUUGUAGUCCACGACUAAUUCGGCCGGCAAAUAUUAACUGCUACCCGACAUUAAAGACUCUUCCAUCUCAACAUUGUUGUAUUCAUCAACAAUAUUUAACCAUGCAGCAUUGUCAACCAUCGAUAACAGUCAAUCCGAAUCGAGUUUUACCUCCGUCUGUCGUCGAUGAACUUGCUACGAUUGAAGGUCCUUGUGGAAAUAGUUUAAUGAUGAAAUUCAAUUCUAUGGUUGAUACUCAGUUAAUAACUAUCAAAGAGAUCAAUUCUGAUGAUAUAAAUAUCAUGGAAAAAAUCGGUGACGGACUUUUUGGAAGUGUACAUGUUGGAGAAAUGAAACUGAAUGGUGGUGAAAGACAAACUGUUCUAAUUAAAUCCUUACAAGAAAGUACAGAUGAAAAACAAAAAUCGGUAUUUUCGAAAGAAAUUGAAUUAUUGUCACUGAUUAACGAUUUUCACGUAUGUUCACUAUUGGGCGUUUUGAAUAAUCAAAGAACAGUUGCCAUAUUCGAAUAUUACUCACUUGAUCUAUACCAAUAUCUCCGUCAACAAUUGAUACCAAUGGAUAGUUGUUCAGCAUCGAGUUUUCUUCUCUCCUUAGCUUGUCAAAUCGCGUCAGGAAUGAAGUAUUUAUCAUCAAAUUCGAUUAUUCAUCGUGAUCUAGCCACCAGAAACUGUCUAAUAUCCACAACCAAUCUGCAGAUACACAUUACAGAUAUUGCCAUGAUCAAAACCGACUAUGCUAAUGAUUAUGCGCGUGUAGGACGUUUGCAAUCACGCAUACCUCUACGAUGGGCUGCAUGGGAAACCAUAUUUCUCAAUCAAUUCUCAUUGAAAUCAGAUGUCUGGUCGUUUGGCGUGACACUCUACGAAGUCUAUACCUACGCUCGUCAACGGCCUUACCAUGCACUGACAAAUGAACAACUCGUUCAACAAUUCGCUUCCAUAUCUCAGGGACAAAUAGCAUUGAAUCCGCUUGUUUCAUUGCCGAAACCGGAAUUAUGUUCAAAAGAGAUUUAUGACAUGAUGUGUGAAUGUUGGCAACGAGAUGCUCAAUAUCGUCCAUCAUUUGCUGAUAUUUAUACAUUUUUGCAGGGAAGAGCAUCUGGCUCCGCCCCAUUGGUCACAACCGAACAAUUGUAG
Adineta ricciae is the source of this 2763-nucleotide messenger RNA. Lineage: Eukaryota; Metazoa; Rotifera; Eurotatoria; Adinetida; Adinetidae. The record is from the annotation of a GenBank genome assembly.